AUGAAGCAAAAAGAUUUGCAACGGCAACAACAAGAAGCGAAUUUAAUAAUCACUGAUGGCAGUUCCCGAUUACAACUGGCAAUUAAAAAAAAAGAUUGUCUCGAUGUUGAUAGAGCUACAAUUUUAAUUGAUGGUGGCAACAAUCGAAGUAAAGUUAUUGGUAAUGAACUAUUGAAAGUUACAGAGGACUUAAUUAAUAUUCAAAAGAAAAGAAAAGAUGCAUUUGCUAAACAACAACAACAAAAGAAACCGAGAAUUACAAUUGAUUUAGCUAACCAUGAGUCUUAA
Rotaria sp. Silwood2 is the source of this 288-nucleotide messenger RNA. The record is from the annotation of a GenBank genome assembly. NCBI's taxonomy places the organism in Eukaryota, Metazoa, Rotifera, Eurotatoria, Philodinida, Philodinidae.